Messenger RNA from Conger conger (European conger), 5203 nucleotides. RefSeq names its product zinc finger DHHC-type palmitoyltransferase 3a (gene zdhhc3a). The coding region runs from base 395 to 1291 and encodes 298 amino acids. NCBI's taxonomy places the organism in Eukaryota, Metazoa, Chordata, Actinopteri, Anguilliformes, Congridae. The transcript has 7 exons. Gene Ontology annotation, cellular component: Golgi apparatus; endoplasmic reticulum. Gene Ontology annotation, molecular function: protein-cysteine S-palmitoyltransferase activity. Gene Ontology annotation, biological process: protein targeting to membrane; peptidyl-L-cysteine S-palmitoylation. The record is from RefSeq and is a predicted model, not a curated record.
UCCUUCGUUUAAUUGGCUAGAAUUCGCCAGAUAUUACAGAAGGGCGAUAAACGCAUUGCACCGACGUUUUGAAUACGGUAACAUGGAAGAGCCAGUUAGCUAAUAAGCGAACAUUUUGGCUUUACAAUAUGAAAACAUCUUAACUAUGCAACAAAAGUAGCUGUGUAAAUCACGUCUUCAAUAGCAAAAUAACGUCUGUUUUCAUCUGGAAAUAGGAGGGGUUACUUUUUGGGAAAAAGAGUCUUGCUGGCGGUGGAGACGGCGUGUGUGUCGUUCACACUAGGCACAAGGCUAGUAGGACACACUUCCCUGGCUGCAACAAACAGUUUCUGGGCAGUGCGCAAACGCACCAUCGUCAUCCAGGCAAAGGCAUGCCCAUACAGUGUGUAGUAGCAUGAGGAGCCCAGCCCACCACUGCAGGGACAUCGAGAGGCAAGCUGGUUACCUGCAGCCGGAGCACUGCAGCCCUCCCCCUCCCCUGGAAAGGCCCAGCACUAUGUGGUUCAUCCGGGAUGGCUGUGGCAUCGUGUGCGGCGUCAUAACCUGGCUCCUGGUCUUCUACGCCGAGUUUGUGGUGCUGUUCGUGAUGCUGCUGCCCUCCAAGAGCCUGACCUACAGCUUAAUCAACGGCACGCUCUUCAACAGCCUGGCCUUCCUCGCCCUGGCCUCUCACUUCAGAGCCAUGUGCACUGACCCUGGGGCUGUGCCAAAAGGAAAUGCCACAAAGGAGUUCAUCGAGAGCCUGCAGCUCAAGCCUGGCCAAGUGGUGUACAAGUGCCCCAAGUGCUGCAGCAUCAAACCUGACCGAGCCCACCACUGCAGUGUAUGCAAGCGAUGCAUUCGGAAGAUGGACCACCACUGCCCCUGGGUCAACAACUGUGUGGGGGAAAACAACCAGAAGUACUUUGUGCUUUUCACAAUGUACAUCGCGUUGAUAUCUCUUCAUUCCUUGGUGAUGGUUGCAUUUCAUUUCCUCUACUGCUUUGAGGAAGAUUGGACAAAGUGCAGUACCUUCUCACCCCCGGCGACGGUCAUCCUCCUCAUCCUCCUAUGCUUCGAGGGGCUCCUCUUCCUCAUUUUCACAUCUGUGAUGUUUGGCACCCAAGUCCAUUCCAUCUGUACCGAUGAAACGGGCAUAGAGCAGUUGAAAAAGGAAGAGAGAAGAUGGGCUAAAAAAACUAGAUGGAUGAACUUGAAGGCGGUGUUUGGACACCCCUCGUCUAUAGCAUGGCUCAGUCCAUUCGCCAGGCCCGACCAUGGGAAGGCAGACCCCUACCAGUAUGUGGUGUGAGACCAGCGGACACAGCUCACACUUCUCACCUUGUUCAUGCCCCUCUUCUCCCCGCCCCCGCCCCCUCCCCCUCCUUCCUGCCCUGUCCUUCCAGUGCAAGGACCCAUACAUCCGGGCAUGCGGGCUCGUCUCCUCAUUGGCUGCGCUGAACACAAUUGUAAACUAACGCGCACUUUUUUUUUUUGUCAGCCGUUUAAUUAUCUGUCGUUUUUUUGUUUUGUUUGUUUAAAAAAAAAAAUCAGUUGCAGAGAAAAAGAAUGACCUGUCAUACCUGUCAACUUAACCUGUCGAAUCUGCCUUCGUUUAAUCUGCUUUUUUAAAACUUUGUAACUUUUUGUCGUUUGUUUCUUUACCUGAAGCUGUUUACUGUAUUAACCGAUUCCCUUUUCCUCCUGUUCACACCAGUGUCUCGCCUUUAAAAAAAAAAAAAAAAAAAAAACCUUCAUGUUUCCUCUGUUAUAGAUCACAGCAAAUGUAGUCUUUCUCAGCGGGGGAAAGAGGCAGAGGUCAAGAGGCUGCUUGUGCAGUACUGCUGUGGCUAGGAAGGAAAAGAUAUGGAGUGUCUGAUGAAUCCAGCCCAUUUACUGGGUAUUCAUAAAUUUAAAACCAUGCCUGCUUAAAAUGUCAGGAUUUUAGUCUGACAUUAAACGAUAGUCAACGCAUUUAAAAAUAUGAAAGAAAAUUUCCCUUAAGGAUUUUGUGGCAUUUUUAGUGUACGAGACUGACAUAAAUCUUGACUCAUCCUGCUAUUAUAGUCAGAACCGCUCUCAGUUGGUUGGCAACUGUCAUAUCGCCCCUCUCACUGUAUGUUCUACCCUGUGGAGAGCUGGUGGACUGGGUAGCAGUUUCUGGUAGUUGUGUUCAGUCCUGUUUGGGCAGAUUUAGAAUAGUUAGAGCAUGCUUUGAGGUGCAUUCUUAAUCACCACCCAAUAGUCCUGAAUGUUUACACAAGUACAAAACCUGGUGUUCUGCAACCUCUCAUGGAAUAUAAUGGCUUUCUCUCUGCUUCUGUUCAGUACGUCUGCCUUUCUCACCUGACAUAUCUGAGACUGUUGCUGCUAGUGAUCACUUCCUAGUCUGGUAGUAUAUCUGUGUCUGUGUGUGAGUUGAUGCUUUUUUUGCACAGUGUGCAGUGGCAGUGGUGCUCCCAGUGGGACACCAGAAGGUUGUGGGUUCAGGCUCCACUCAUAAAACAUCCAGUUUGAGAGAAAGGAAUAUCCUCUCCCCCUAGCCAAUCAGAAAGGGAGACACUGUCGAUGUAUGAUUGGCACAGUGCUUUGUCUGUUCUCCUCAGCGGUCUGCUAGUGUCAGCCAGGAGUCAGUCAACUCAUUUUACACAUUUGCAUGAAGUGAGCUUUUCUGAAGUUUCCAUGAAGUGCUGGGCCUUUAAUACAAGUGUAAUAAUUAUACUUUGUUUAUUUCUUUCUGCUUAUUCAUCCAUGCCCAAUUUUGAAUAUUUGUCUUCUGGCACUGUGGCUGCCAUUCAUGUUUUGCUUUUGUUUCUCUGUGACUCCAACAGUAGGAAGUAAUGGUAAAAUCACUUUUAUAGCUCGCAAAUGUCAUUCUUCAUUGGUCAGGAAGCAGAGCUCCUCUAUGUCUGCCAUCCUGGUCCUCACCCAACAUUACCAGUGACUUUACACACAUUUAACGUGCUACUAUUUAACUAUAGUUAUUACAGAUGUUAAAUUCUUAAAGUUACUUAGUUAAUAGUUCCACAUGCAGAGGUUCCACAUGCAGAUGGUGUUGGACUGUGUAGUUCUGUAUAGUGCAUGUAUUAAGAGGGCAUUACACUUUGGUCUUAAAACCGCAAGCAGCAGAAGUUCAGUCGUGUUGACUGACUCAGACUGGAAAAACACCUUGAGCUUCCUGAGACACUGUACUUUUAAUAAGCUGCCAUUUUAUUUUCUGUAAAUUGCAUCCACAAGCUGCAGGGGGACGUUAGAGCCUUUUCAACAGAAGUUUUGCCAAAUGUAAAAAAACAAAUGUUUAAAAAAUAUUUCUUUGGACUAUUUUAUGUUUUUAACUUGAUGUUUUAAUUGAUUGUGAAACAUGUCAUGCGAUCUUGAACUGGGUAACAUUGAUAUGCUGUGGAUGUUGGAAGCAUCAUUGCCUUUUUUAUACAAGCGUGUAUGUAUGUAUGUACUGUAUAUUUGACACUAGGCUGACAUACCAUUAUUCACUUAAAUGGUUGUCAUUGAUUUAAGUGGUUGCCAUGGUUGGUGGCAUGUCGCAAUAAUAAGUUAAUGGACGGAGCUUUCAGGUUUGGCACCACUGUUCUGUUAUUAUUGUGUGGGUAUACAUGUGUGUGUAUUUGUUUCUGCCGUUGUGUGAGUGAACUAGAGAGCUUUACACACCCAGAAGAAAUGGUUCCAAAAGACUCACCUGUGUCUCCGUAGAGCAGGGCUGCCCAACACUGUUCCUGGAGAUCUAUAAUAAAAUACUGCAGAGGACACUUACUGAAACUGGAUUUUAGAAAGAAGCUUAACAACCCUUUAGGGAAAUGAUUGACUGGUGUGCAGUGUUGUAUUUAUCCAGUGGAAACACAAACCAUCUCCAAAAUAGUGCAGACAUCAUAGCUGCCUUGUUUGACUGAUGAGAAAUUAGACCUUGUCUUCAACCUUGUCUUGGGUGGAGCUCCCAUGUGCUGUAUUUCACUGGCAGUCUGGCACUGAUCAACCAGUCAUUUGCACCUUUUGUUAGGUUCAUGAAGCUUCAUUCUCCCAUCAGUUACGAGUAUCAUACUCAAAUUCAAGUUGCAUUCAUUAAAUAACUACAAAAAAGAUGAUUUAUGCAGAAAUGCAUAUUCAAAUAAGCUUGUUUCAGGAAUUGCAAAACCUAUAGUCUGUGUAACACCAUUUCUGAGGACUGGAUUUAUUAAGGCUGUAGUCUUUUUGCUGGUGCAAAAAAAUGGUAUAGGGAACCAGGGUGGUUACAUCUGCUAAACGUUAUUGGUCCAACAUGAACGCAUAUGUAAAAUAGGGCGUAUGUAUGACUUAUCAUUAAUAAAAUCUUUUUUUUAAUAUGUCUGACUGGGCUCAGUCUAGUGGAAGGAGUCUACAGGUUUCACACGGUUUUUGAAUUGCAAAUUCCUGGUUCCCCACCCUCUUUUUACCAGGGAGUCAUGUGUGAAGACAAUCAGUUACACAAAUUACCCCGAAAACCAGGAAUUCGUAUCCAAGACCAUGUGAUGCUGCUCCAUAUUUGUAAUAUCAUCUCGGCAAUGACUCAAAUAUCCAAGACCAAGUUUUUCUGAGAUUGUGUGAUGCACACAAAAUCAAAGAUCUGUCCCACAUUGGUUUUUGAACAUUUCUUAAGAGCAAAAGUAAGAAGAAGAAUGGUCUAUGGAAACUUGGAUGGAUAGAUGUUUCGGCUACUUUCUUGCAAGUCGGCUGUAUGUUUUCCCUGCCCUUUUCCUUAGCCUGAAAUAUAAGAGGAUGCGUGCUUUGAUAUUGUAUAAUCGCACAUUCGUUUAAGCCUCUAAUGCAAGCUGGAGUGCUAUGGACUUUUUUAUGGGCUCUGGGCUCUGCACAGAAAGUGCAUGUGCUUCCAAAAUGUAGGAGCACACUAGUGUGUCCCAAUUAGUACAUGUGCUCCUACAGUUAAUUAUUUUUCAGGUUAGCACACAUCAAUUUUCAGGAGCAAAUGCUACGAUGGAAAUCACUGUGGAGCCCUGAAAUCCAAUUUUUAAAACCCUAAAUCAAAGUACUCAUUGCUAGCUUUAAUUAUAAUUUUGUGCAAAUGGAAACAGAUUCUGAGAAUUAUUCCUAUAAUUUUCAAUUAAGGUACUGCCCAAAUACAAGAGUACAGUGUUUUUUAAUGAUGAAGCUUGACUUUAUUUGACAGUAAAUCUAUCAGACCACAUUCAUCUUUUGUCUCCGACAUUGUUUUUCAAAAUAAAUUAUUUGUGACUUU